This is a messenger RNA of Pseudocercospora fijiensis CIRAD86, 285 nucleotides long. RefSeq lists its product as uncharacterized. NCBI's taxonomy places the organism in Eukaryota, Fungi, Ascomycota, Dothideomycetes, Mycosphaerellales, Mycosphaerellaceae. The record is from RefSeq and is a predicted model, not a curated record. Bases 1 to 285 code for a protein of 94 amino acids. The transcript has 5 exons.
AUGCAUCGUUUAUGCUGCGAAUUGGAGCAUCAAGGUCAAGUGCAAUUGGCUUGGAUGAAUCCAGGACGAAAGACAUAUAGCUACCAGAGAGAAGUGGGACCAGGGAAAGCACGCCUCCAAGGUCAGAAUUCCGAGCCUGGGGGUAUGGCUUCCACAGCCAAGGUCAGAAUGCAAGAUGACCGGAAUUCCGAGCCGGGAGGUAUGACGGAAAUCACGCCCUCAGGGCCAGAAUUCCAAACCUGGGGGGCUGCCUUCCGAAGCACAAGGUCAGAAUCCAAGAUGUGA